AUGAUGGAGGAGGAGGACCAAGGGCCGGUGCAGGAUGAGGAGGAGGAGGAGGAAGAAGAAGAGGACUCAGAGGAGGACGAGGACGAUGAUGACGACGAGGGGGAUGAAGAAGGGCAUCGACGAACCCCUAAAUCCACUCGAGGCCAACCUUCAACCCCUACAAAAAGGAAUCGCAGAAGGGCCCCCAAGACCGCCGAGGAAACGACGCACCUCAACGCCCCUUCGUUCGUCACCUCGUCCUCGGGGGACGCCUACCUGCUCGCCUCUUCGAUGACCUCCAGAACCUCGGACAACCUCCUCUCGGCCCACUUUGACGAACCCUUCACGCACGACUCGUACCUGUCGGUACUGCACGCUUCGGGCACCGCCCCUGCCAUGGACGCGUACCAUGCCUCGUUGCAAGCGACGCUUGACAAGCUGUCGCUGCGGUGCUUCGCUACCUGGGUCUGGUACAUGAAGCAAGGCUUCAACUACUUGGUCCACGGCGUCGGCAGCAAGAUACCACUCCUGAACCGGUUCGCCGAAGAGGUGUCGACGAGGUGUGGUCCCGUCGUCGUCGUCAAUGGCUACGAUCCCUCGACAACUUUGCAGGACGUUCUGACCGCUUUGGAGGAGAUCGUGAAAGAGGCGAUCCGGCAAGACUUGCUCGAGGCGAUCCCUAAGACGCGGUCGGGUCACAAGCCCUCGGCCAAGUCCCUCUCUCCGACCAAAGGGAAGGGCAAAGCCAACGCCAUGACAAACGAUUCGAGCGAUACGACCUUCGUCAUCUCAGGUUCGACCUCGGCGAUCGAAGCCCGGGCCCAGCGUUUCGUGCAUUCGCUUGCUUCGGCACCCUCCGCUUUGCCCGACAUCUACCUCGUUGUCCACAGCCUCGACGCACCUAGCCUUCGAGCUUCAAAAUCUCUGUCCAUCCUCGCUCUGCUCGCUUCCCAGCCCCGCCUCCACUUCGUCGCCUCCGUCGACCACGUCCGAAGUGGUCUCCUCUUCCCCACCGCAUUGGCAGCGACUCGACCACCGCCAAACCUCAAACGGCAUCAAGCGAACCUCGACAUACGCUCCUUUACUUUUCUCUACCAACAGGCCUCGACUCGACAACCUUAUACGACCGAAGUCCUGCACAACGGUACCCUGUCCCGUCUCUUCCCUUCGACGAUUUUUCCUCCUCUAAGUUCGACCCUGGACCCUUCCACAUCGUCGCUCGUGCAGUCGACGCGCCACGUCUUGGCUUCGGUCACAGAUCGAGCCAAGAGUAUCUUCAACCUCUUGGCGUGUCAACAGUUGGAGCUAAUGAGGGCUAGGAAAGGGGAGGAUAAAGUCGGCGUUGCGGGAGGAGGCGGAGGUGGGGGUGGGGGCCGAGCACCGGGUUGCGCGAUCCUGUUGGACAAGUGCGCGGGCCUCUGAUUCGGAGAUACCUUUCACGGAUCCCACUGACUCCUAUUCUUUGCCCGCUUUUAGAUUCAAAGAACUCGCGACGGAUCGCCUCUUAGCGGCGCACAACGACCAAGUCGAUGGACUCUUGGCUGAAUUCAGGGACCACAACGUCGUGCGAGGCUCGAUGAACAGGCCCAAGCGGGUUGUGGAAGAAGGUGAGGACGAUCAGGAGGAUGAGGAGGAGGAGGAUGGGGACGAAGGGGAAUGGGUGUGGAUCGCGCUAGGGAGGGAGGCUUUGGAGAACGUUUGGGAGGAAUUAGGGAUGGAGUGA
This is a messenger RNA of Microbotryum saponariae, 1702 nucleotides long. NCBI's taxonomy places the organism in Eukaryota, Fungi, Basidiomycota, Microbotryomycetes, Microbotryales, Microbotryaceae. The record is from the annotation of a GenBank genome assembly.